UUGACCAAAUUAUAGUUUUUUUUUAAUCAAAUAAAUGCCAGAAAUAUGCAAUGAAUAAGUUAAAAUUUGACUACAUUACCCAGGUGCACUUGCAACGUGCAAAUGGAAAGGUGGAGCGUGCCCGGCCUGUGUGUGGUUAGAGGAGAAGAUGGUGGAAACAGCAGGAACAACGUGCACGAUACUACGUCCCAAACGAUUCGAAAAAUACCGACCAUCACAACCAGGCAUUAGGUAUCGCUUACCCGGGGACAAUCAUAGAUAGUAUAUACAUAAAUAAGACAAUAAUCCUGCUUUAAAAUAGUUAUUUUUGUGAAACGUGGUGAGGAAGAUUUGGCAGAGUGGAGUGGAGUAGCUAGCUUGCCAGCUAACUUGACUAGCGAGUUUUGUGUUAGGGAAAUUUUGGCACUACUGCUCUAAUCUUGCCGGUUUAUUCAGUGGUGAAGGCGUUGGUGUCUGUUGAAUAGGCUAGCUCGGUUGUUGGUGGUCAAGGAUAUAGUGGAGACGAGCAUAUCGAAAGCAGUCCCAACUAGGGGAAGUUGCAUUUGCGUGUCUUGCUGUUACUGUCGGCCCAGGUUUUAUUUGAAGCGGAGAACGAAGAAACUGGCGCCAUGCCGAAGAAUAAAAAAGGGAAACGUGGUUCCAAUAAGGCUGGGAAGAAUGGAGUGAAGGGAGAAUCCGGGGCGAGUGAUGAUGACCUGGCCAGUGAGGUUCUCAGUCACUACAGCAGUGCCAGCGAGACUGCCUCUGUCCUGGAGGAGGGCCCCGGCACAGAGCCGGUGGAUGAGCAGACCGCACAAGAGGAGACGGAGGACAAGCUGAAACAGUGCAUCGACAAUCUGAUGGACAAGAGUGCUAAAACACGGCUGGCUGCCCUGGAGAGUCUCCGGCAGGCCUUCUCCUCCCGGCAGCUGUACGACUUCCUGCUGGAGCGCAGGCUCACCCUGAGCGACUGUCUGGAGAGGAGUCUGCGCAAGGGAGGGGGAGAGGAGCAGGCGGCCGCGGCGGUGCUGUGCGCCCUGCUGUGUGUGCAGUUGGGCGGGGGAGACGAGGGUGAGGAGGGCUUUAGGAUCCUGCGGCCUGUCCUCAGCUCCAUCCUCAGCGACGCCAGUGCCAAUAUUGCAGCCCGGCAGAGUUGUGCCACGGCUCUGGGAAUGUGCUGCUAUGUGUCUGCCUCUGAGGAUGCAGAGGACCUAGUGAAAUCCUUGAGCAACCUCGAGAGUGUGUUUACCUGCUCGUACCCGAAUCGUGAGGGCAUUCUCCCCACCCCAAAGCCAGGUGCCCCUGGACUCUACUGCGCCGCCCUGCAGGCCUGGGCACUGCUGGUCACCUUGUGCCCUGCCUCCCACCUCAACACGCUGCUCGACGUACAUCUGCCUAAAUUGCAGGCCUGCCUGGAAUGCAGUGAUGUCCACUACAGGAUCGCUGUUGGGGAGACCAUUGCCCUGCUCUUUGAGCUGGGGCGAGAUAUUGACCGGGACUUCCAGUAUGACGACUGUGACGCGCUGUGUGAAACGCUGAAAGGCCUGGCUACUGAUGGGAACAAACACAGAGCGAAGAAUGACCGGCGGAAACAGCGCUCCAUCUUCAGAGAAGUGCUGCACUAUAUUGAGAAUGAGGACUUUACGGAGGAGAAGAUUCGCUUUGGCCUGGAAGGCAUCUAUAUCGACAGCUGGAUGCGCAGGAGGAUCUAUGAUGCUUUCAAAUUGGUUCUAGAGUCUGGAGUGAGACACCACUUGCAGUAUAACCAGCUGCUGAGGGACAUCUUUGAACUGGGGCCACCUUUGAUUUUGGAUGCUUCUGUCAAGGCCAGCAGGAUAUCCCGUUUUGAGAAGCAUUUGUACAACUCCGCUGCAUUCAAAGCCAGGACUAAAUUAAGGAACAAAGUGAGGGACAAGAGAGCGGAUGUGAUGUGAGAGUGGACGGAAGGAACUCAGCCAGCCCGGGGGACAGCACUAGGGAGAAGAACACUAGCCCCACCAUAUCUGUUCACUUGAAAAACAUGCUGCUGCCAAAACUGGGACAUUGCAAACAAUUCCUGCGUGUGUUUUAUUUUUUUAUUUAACAUCAUGGAAUAAAAGAAAGCAACCAAUGGGAAUAAUGACAAGUAUAAUGUACCUUUAUAUUAGCUAUAUGUAAGACAAUAUUAAUCAUUUCAUGUGGAGUAUUUUACCUUCUAAUUUAUUGAGUGGAAGACCAGAAGUGGAAGACCAGAAAAUGAUUUUUAAACAAAAUAAACAUUUACAGACUUUGUAAUCAAACAUGGGAAAGGGUUAAACAAAAUGAAGACAUUUUGUAGUUUUUCUAUGUAUAUUUUGUAUGCUGGUUUGGUUGUGCAUUAUUUAUCUUUAUAUGUAUAUAUUAUAUACAUAUGUAUAAUGUAUAAUGAAAGUGCACCAAGAUUAAAAAGAAUUGAGUGGCGGUUAUUUUCCAGCUUUUGUCAUUUAAUUGACAGGCAUUGCAUAUGUACCCAAAGGGUAAAACUAAUUUGACAUCUUGAAUUAAAAUAAAAAUCUAAUAAGUGA
Conger conger (European conger) is the source of this 2522-nucleotide messenger RNA. It is a transcript of the gene ifrd2, whose product is annotated as interferon-related developmental regulator 2. NCBI's taxonomy places the organism in Eukaryota, Metazoa, Chordata, Actinopteri, Anguilliformes, Congridae. The transcript has 12 exons. Bases 609 to 1913 code for a protein of 434 amino acids. The record is from RefSeq and is a predicted model, not a curated record.